Pteropus alecto (black flying fox) is the source of this 816-nucleotide messenger RNA. RefSeq names its product interleukin 2 (gene IL2). The coding region runs from base 86 to 544 and encodes 152 amino acids. The record is from RefSeq and is a predicted model, not a curated record. The transcript is spliced from 4 exons. Gene Ontology annotation, molecular function: interleukin-2 receptor binding; growth factor activity. Gene Ontology annotation, cellular component: extracellular region. NCBI's taxonomy places the organism in Eukaryota, Metazoa, Chordata, Mammalia, Chiroptera, Pteropodidae. Gene Ontology annotation, biological process: immune response.
UAACAGUAUAAAUUGCUCUUCUUGUUCAAGAGCUUCCCAUCAGCCUCUCUAAUCACUACUCACAGUAACCUCAAGACCUGCCACGAUGCACAAGAUGUACUUCUUGUCUUGCAUUGCACUAACUCUUGCACUGGUGGCAGACGGUGCACCUACUUCAAGCUCUAGGAAGGAAACACAGCAACAGCUGGAGCAUUUGCUGAAGGACUUACAGCGGCUUUUGGAGACAGUUAAUAAUUACAAGAAUCACGAACUCUCCAGCAUGCUCACCUUUAAAUUUUACAUGCCCAAUGCCACAGAACUGAAUCAUCUGCAGUGCCUCGUGGACGAACUCAAACCUUUGGAGGAAGUGCUAACUAUAGCUCAAAGCAAAAACUCUCACUCAGACAUCAAGGAGUCAGUGAGCAAUAUCAACGUAACAGCUCAGAAACUAAAGGGACCUGAAACAAAAUACACAUGUGUCUAUAAUGAUGAGAGCGCGAACGUUAAAGAAUUUCUGAACAAAUGGAUUACCUUUUGUCAAAGCAUCCUCUCGACACUGGCUUAAGUCCCUCCCAUUUAAAAUGUAUCAGGCUAUUUAUUUAAAUAUUUAAAAAUUAUAUUUAUUUUUUGAUGUAUGGUUUGCUAUCUUUUGUAACUAUUAUUCUUAGUCUUCGGAUGAUGACUAUGGAUCUUUUAAGGUUCUUUUUGUAAGCCCUAGGGGCUCUAAAAAUAUAUGUAAAUUAUUUAUCCCAAAGUAUUUAUUUUUAUAUUGAAUUGUUAAAUAUAAUAUACAUGUAGAUCGGUUAAUAAAAUUAUUUAAUAAAGUUGAUGAAUAAC